AUGAGUACACCAAAUUCAUCACCAACAUCUAUUAGUUCAUCAUAUUCUGCUGCGUCUUCUGGUUCUUCUUCCACUUCUGGUUCCUCUUCCUCAUUAUAUGUGUCAGCUUUGUCUUCUGUUUCAGCUUCGAGUAGUCCCUACUCACAUACUAGUUCAGUAGUUGCAAGCAACUCAUCCUCAUUCCCUACAUUAAUGAGUACUGUCAGCUCAACAGAAAGCGUUACAUCUCAUCAAGAGGCUUCUUUGAGCUCUUCAGUUACCAUAUCGAGUUCUUCUGUGGCUUUGACAUCAAAACAAACCAGUUCUCAGAAUUCUGCUUUUGCAAACAAGACAGUAUCAAUUCCUUCACCAUCAACCAGUAUAUUCACUGACACUGUCGGUAAAACUAUAACUAAGGUUAUCACAUAUUGCUCAGAAACCGACAAUCAAGGUAAUGUAGGUACCAGGACUUCAAGUUACACUAUUGACGCUUCAAAUGCAAAUCUUGACGCUACAGGAUCUUUAGUUGUAUCACGUGAAACUACAACAAAGUCACGGCGUCAAGAUGCUAGUGAGGCCAUCACAGGCAAAUCUCAUUCCCUAACAUCUUCUGUUUCUGUAGUUGAGCUACAUUCGAGCGCUGUAAUUUCUCAAUAUGCAGGUUCUGCUGCCAAUUUAAGUUGUUUGAGUAGAAUUGGAGCUUUAGCUACCUUGUUAGCUUUAUUGUUGCUAAGCUAA
This is a messenger RNA of Nakaseomyces glabratus, 717 nucleotides long. RefSeq lists its product as uncharacterized. Lineage: Eukaryota; Fungi; Ascomycota; Saccharomycetes; Saccharomycetales; Saccharomycetaceae. The record is from RefSeq and is a predicted model, not a curated record.